Molecule: messenger RNA, 1840 nt
Organism: Poecilia latipinna (sailfin molly)
Lineage: Eukaryota; Metazoa; Chordata; Actinopteri; Cyprinodontiformes; Poeciliidae
Product: probable G-protein coupled receptor 171
Exons: 3
Biological process (GO): G protein-coupled receptor signaling pathway
Cellular component (GO): membrane
Molecular function (GO): G protein-coupled purinergic nucleotide receptor activity
Source: RefSeq, a predicted model, not a curated record
UUUGACAUUCUGGAUGUCUUGGUUGUGUCUCAGCAGAAGCAAAGCACCUACGUCUACCUGGUCAACCUGCUUGUGGCCGACAUCCUGCUGCUCUUUGCCCUCCCAUUUAAGAUCCUGAAGGACCUCGGGGCAGCAUCAUGGAAGCUCAUGGUCUUCCACUGCCAGGCCAGCGGCGUCAUCAUGUACAUCAGCCUUUACGCAUCCAUUGCCUUCCUUGCCUUCAUCAUUGUAGACCGCUACUUGAAGGACCGCCACACGGCGCGCUCUCUGCGGCUGCAGGAGUCCAGCUUCGCCUGGCUGUUGUCGGUGGUGGUCUGGGCCUUGCUGCUGCUCAUCAUGGUGCCCAACAUGGCGCUUCCCACAAAGGAGGAUAAGGUGACAAAGUACCUCAGCUGUUCAUCUUUGAAGGAGAAAAUCAGCCUCCACUGGCACACUCUGACCGUGUUUCUCAACACGGCCCUCUUCCUCAACGCCUCUGCAGCCGUGCUCAUCUCCAGCGCCCUGGCCCUCAAAAGACUCCUGCACAGUCACAGUGACCCCAAACUAUGGCUGGAUGCCAGGAGGGUGGUGCUGAGUGUGACGGCCAUGGCGCUGGCCUACACCCUCAGCUUCGUUCCCUACCAUGUGGUGCGGACGCCGUACACUCUGGCCCAGGCUGAGGUCAUCAAGAACUGCCAGACCAAGAGGCAGCUGUUUCUGGGGAAAGAGUCCACGCUGUUCCUGAGCCUGGUCCACGUCUGCCUCGACCCGCUUCUCUUCUUCAACCUGGACGCUGCGUUCAGAGAAACAGUCAGGAGGCUCCUUUGCCGCAGCAGAAACCAGGCCGUUGAUGCAGAGGAGCAGGUUGUGCAGGAAGUGAUGCUGCCAAAAGUUCAUGCAGAUGAGGAUACUGCGGUCUAGUCACAGCUCUACAAAGACAAUGAACAACAUUGCAGAUGCUGCAGCAGAUGUUCCAGAAACUGGAUGUUUAUGGGAAUUCAAGAACAAAGACCGACAUGUGGGGCAUUGUGUCGCGCAGUGGUUAGAGCUGCAGUUCAUAUUCAGACACUUCGGACCUCAACAUAGCCGUCUUGAGUUUGAGUCCUUACUUCAUUUGCCGCAAGUCUAUCUGCCAUUUGCUGUCAGAUUACUGUUGGAUGAAUACCAGUAGUGCCAAAACUUAUUAAAACAAAACAAACAAACAAAAAUACUUAUCAACAGGUUUAAGAUGGCUGAACUGGAAUACUACCAGGACUUAACUGGUAAUAAAGAUGAUGUGAUUUUAUCUCAAGGCAGGAGUCACUUUAACCAAAGAAUCUGAAGGCCGUUUGUCAUUUUGACAGAUUACAAUCCACACUCCUGACCGGUUGCUGCACACCAGAAGACAUUUUCAACUUUACGCACAGAGUACCUCCCACUGGUCACUAAAUCUAUAAGAAAAAUCCAAUCUCAGCAUCAUCUAUGUUAUGUUUAUAUUGUAUUUAUAUUGUUUUUCUUGCACUGUCUGCACUGCCUUUGGAGCUGGCUCUUUAUGACUUUAAUCUCACUGUCCUACAGUGAGAUUAAAUUUGGAGGAAUGUUAAGUGAUGCUUCCAGUCCACAGCAUGGCAGCAGAGGAUGGAUUCACCCUCCAGAUCAACAUCAAAACCUUGAGACGUGAUUACACACAAGCUGGUGAACAAUUCAGGAGAUUAUGAGACUGUUCAGUGAAUCGUUCAUGGUGCAAUAAUUUAAUUUCAUUGUUUUUAUGGAGUUCCUGGAGCUGCAGUCACCGGUUUCUGUCACUGUGAAGAAACAGUGACAUGCAUUCAUCUGCUUGAUGUGUGAUGGCUUGUUGCAUAUUAAACUAAAUUAAAUGCAA